Molecule: messenger RNA, 2459 nt
Organism: Elaeis guineensis (African oil palm)
Lineage: Eukaryota; Viridiplantae; Streptophyta; Magnoliopsida; Arecales; Arecaceae
Source: RefSeq, a predicted model, not a curated record
CGAUCAGCUCCCUCCACCUCUUCCAUGGGGAGAGGCUAGAAAAAAUAUCUAUUUAUAUUUAAAUAUAGGCACAAUCAGGUCUUAAAUCACAUGAAAAAUAUCUUAAAGAAGCUUAAAUCAUGUGGGAAAACAUGAAAGAAGGAGAAGAGGCAUAAACCAAUCAUAUAAAAAAUAUUUUUUUCACAUCAUUCCCGUCGGCAACGACCUCCUCCAUUUCAUUGCGAAGGGGAGACCUCCGGAACCGUGAUUAAUUUCUUCAAUUGCCCUUCUCUCCUCUAUAAUCCUCGACCGCCGUCGUCGACGCGAGACCACCGUAUGAUAAGGCUAAACCCAUCGCAGCUCGAGCGCGAAUCCUCUGCAGUGUGCACGCGGCACCGUAGUGCGGCAUUGUUUGAUGGCCGUCCAUCCUCUGAUAGCGCCAUAGCGGCCAUCCACGCGUGCACCGCACUCUGCGGUGCCGCGCGCGCACCGUCGAGGAUCCGUGGGGUCGCAGGUCUCCUUCCGCCACGUCCCCGUUCUCUCCGACCUCCUCCGGCGAUCCUCCUUCCCCUUCAAUGUUCCGCGCCCGUCUGCAACCGCCAAAUCAAGCCAGGAGGAGAACGUUGGUGGACGUCGCAGCGGUGGGUGAGGCCCCCUCAAUGGCAGGCUCUUUGGGUAUGGGUGGUAUGGGACACGUCGUGAUGGCCUCAGGCGGGACCCUCCCGGUGAGCCCCGGGCGUGCCGGUGCCCGGAUUUGGGCGUUGUCGGGUUGUUUAGUCUUCUGGAGCCCGAUCGAUGCUUUCGAUUCUUGUGAUGAUCUAUUACUUAUAGCCAAAGUGACAGUUCGUAAUGCACAUACCCUCAGGAGGAUUAUGCUUCAGUAUUGUAAUCGAUCUUGUGGGUUAAUAAUCGACUUGAUACUUGGAAUUGAAGCAUCUAUCCCAGGCUGGCAGGGCAGCAUUGCUUCAAUUGGUGCUUACCUCCACUUCAUUAUGCUUGAUUCCAAACUGCCUUGUGACUCAGGCUGUUAUUCAGGCUUUUGAAUGAACUCUCAAAACAUUUUUGUGGGAACAUAACACAAGCCAGAGGAAACUACAUGUGACUUCUUGGGAUAAUGUAUGUGCAUUCAAAGCAGAAGGUGGGUUCUUAGAACAGCAAUCCCUGUGGAGCCAGGUAGUUUCAUCUAAAUAUAGAUUUCUUGGGACCUAGAAGGAUUAUAUAAAGUCGUGAAACUCUUCAGUAAUCUGGAAGGUUAUUUGUGGCAGUGCUUCAGCCAAUUAGAUUAAAUUAUUAGAGGAUGUGUGGCAUGAUUAGGUGUCACGUAAUCAAAUACCUCUGCUGCAGAACAAUACUAAAUUUAAUUGUCUGGAAGCUAACUGUUGCUCUAAGGGUUCAAAUGCUCUGGUGGAAGAUCUAUUGGGAUCGCCUUCCUUGUAAAACUUUGUUAGCUCAAAGGCUUCUCCUAACGGACCAAAGCUCCUGCUCUCAUGUUUGCACUGGUUGAAUGGAGGAUAUUCCUCAUAUUCUGGUCAAUUGUCAGAUGGCUCAGGAGGUGUGGAGCUUCCUUGCUGCAGAACAAGCUAUUCCUGAGCUUUUUCAGAUGGGGUCAUGAUGGAGGAUCUUGUGGAGCACCAGCUAACAGAGACAACCAAGUCCUGGACCUAUUAUGCUAGCUGGUUCAUGUGGUAUGCAAGGAAUCAAGGGAACUUCCCGUCUAAUAUCUCAAAAAUUCUGCAUAUUAAGGGGAUGGCUAACCAUUUGUCAGCCAAGUUCAUCAAUGCUGCUUCACCCAUGGCACUGGGGGUGCUUCAUUUCACAAACCCCACAAGUUCACCUAUUUUCAUGUGGUGUGUACCCCCUCCCCAUGGUGUGGUUAAGGUCAACUUUGAUGGUUCACUCAGCAGAAGCGAUGUGGGAGUCAGCUUCAUCUUCAGGGAUCAUACAGGGGAGGUUCUCUAUGCUGGUUCAAGAGCACUACAAUCUAAUUCUGUGCCAAUGGUUGAAUUGCAGGCAGCAUGGGAAGGACUUUCUGCUGUGCACAAGCUGGAUCUUCAUCACAUUUGGAUGGAAGGUGGCUCUGCAAUGGUUGAUUCAAUGGAUCAACAAUGCCACACUACCUCUAAGAUGGGCCAUGAUUACUCCACGAUAUCACUGAGCUUGAAAGCACUCUCUCUCCUUUUUCCUUGCUGCAUAAACUUAUUGGGAGGCUAACAAGGCAGCGGAUUGGUUAGCUACAAGAAGAUCAAAGCAAGACUUUCUUGCCCAUGCAAACAUUCCCCCUGAACUCUCAAUUCUGGUGGAUGCUGAUGGCUUCCAUUGUCUUUAUUUCCAUUAUACCUCCCAUUUGCCCAAAUAAUAAAGUUCUUUUGGUUGGAUCGUCCAUUCAGAUGUAAAUUACUCAUAUCGUCUAUAUACUGUAGUCUAAACUGAAGCAAGUGUUGUAUCAGGCCUGACUGAGUUUUUAUAUGGUUAUUUGAAAA